AUGCUGCCCAUCACGGACUAUCUGUUGCAUCUGCUGGGGCUGGAGAAGACAGCCUUUCGAGUGUAUGCUGUGUCAGCUCUGCUGCUGUUCCUCCUCUUCUUCCUCUUCCGCCUGCUACUGCAGGUGUUCAAAUUAUGUUGGGACUUCCGCACCCUUUGUCGCAGGCUCAGCUGCUUCCCAGAGCCUCCAGGCCGCCACUGGCUGCUGGGCCACGUGAGCAUGUAUCUUCCCAAUGAGAAGGGCCUUCAGAAUGAGAAGAAAGUGCUGGAUACCAUGCACCACAUCGUCCUGGCAUGGGUUGGACCUUUCCUGCCUCUCUUGGUGCUUGUCCAUCCUGAUUACAUGAAGCCUGUGUUGGGUGCCUCAGCUGCCAUUGCGCCCAAGGAUGAGUUUUUCUAUAGCUUCCUGAAGCCGUGGUUAGGGGAUGGACUUUUGCUCAGCAAAGGGAACAAAUGGAGCCGGCACCGCCGCCUGCUCACACCCGCCUUCCACUUUGACAUCCUGAAGCCCUACAUGAAGAUCUUCAACCAGUGCACGGACAUCAUGCACGCUAAAUGGCGGCGGCAUCUGGCAGAGGGCUCGGUGGCUUCCUUUGACAUGUUCGAGCACGUCAGCCUCCUGACCCUGGACAGCCUUCAGAAAUGUGUGUUCAGUUACAACAGUGACUGCCAGGAGAGAAUGAGCGAUUACAUCUCUUCCAUCAUCGAACUGAGCGCUCUGGUGGUGAGACGCCAAUACCGCCUGCAUCACUACCUGGAUUUCAUCUAUUACUUCACGGCCGACGGGCGGCGCUUCCGUCAGGCCUGCGACACCGUGCACAAGUUCACCACCGAAGUCAUCCAGGAGCGGCGGCGGGCGCUGCGCCAGCAGGGUGCUGAGGCGUGGCUGAAGGCCAAGCAAGGCAAAACCUUGGACUUCAUCGAUGUCUUGCUGAUGGCCAAGGAUGAAGAGGGAAAGGAAUUGUCUGAUGAGGACAUCCGAGCUGAGGCAGACACGUUCAUGUUUGAAGGUCAUGAUACAACAUCUAGUGGGCUGUCGUGGGCGCUGUUCAACCUGGCGAAGUAUCCCGAGUACCAGGAGAAGUGCCGGGAAGAGAUCCAAGAAGUCAUGAAGGGCCGGGAGCUGGAAGAGCUGGACUGGGAUGACCUGACUCAGCUGCCCUUCACCACUAUGUGUAUCAAGGAGAGCCUCCGACAGUUCCCACCUGUGACGCUCAUCUCUCGCCGAUGCACCGAGGACAUCAAGCUGCCAGAUGGGCGCAUCAUUCCCAAAGGUAUUAUCUGCUUGCUCAGCAUCUAUGGGACACACUACAACCCUUUAGUGUGGCCUGACUCUAAGGUGUACAAUCCUUACCGCUUUGAUCCAGACACCCCACAGCAGCGCUCCCCGCUGGCCUACGUACCUUUCUCAGCAGGUCCCAGGAACUGCAUUGGGCAGAGCUUUGCCAUGGCAGAGAUGCGAGUGGUCGUGGCGCUGACACUGCUGCGCUUCCGCCUGAGCGUGGACCGAACGCGCAAGGUGCGGCGGAAGCCGGAGCUCAUUCUGCGCACGGAGAACGGCAUCUGGCUCAACGUGGAGCCUCUGACCCCGCGGGCCUGA
This is a messenger RNA of Peromyscus californicus insignis, 1599 nucleotides long. Its product is annotated as ultra-long-chain fatty acid omega-hydroxylase. The coding region runs from base 1 to 1599 and encodes 532 amino acids. The transcript is spliced from 12 exons. Gene Ontology annotation, cellular component: endoplasmic reticulum membrane. The record is from RefSeq and is a predicted model, not a curated record. Gene Ontology annotation, biological process: ceramide biosynthetic process. NCBI's taxonomy places the organism in Eukaryota, Metazoa, Chordata, Mammalia, Rodentia, Cricetidae. Gene Ontology annotation, molecular function: monooxygenase activity; heme binding; oxidoreductase activity, acting on paired donors, with incorporation or reduction of molecular oxygen.